Molecule: messenger RNA, 4764 nt
Organism: Neopsephotus bourkii (Bourke's parrot)
Lineage: Eukaryota; Metazoa; Chordata; Aves; Psittaciformes; Psittacidae
Gene: REEP3
Product: receptor accessory protein 3
Exons: 8
Coding region: 52-825 (257 amino acids)
Biological process (GO): endoplasmic reticulum tubular network organization
Cellular component (GO): cytoplasmic microtubule; endoplasmic reticulum tubular network; endoplasmic reticulum membrane
Molecular function (GO): microtubule binding
Source: RefSeq, a predicted model, not a curated record
GGGGCCACGCCAUUCGGGCACGGGCGGCGGAGGGGACGCGCUGGUGCCGCGAUGGUCUCCUGGAUGAUCUCCCGGGCCGUGGUGCUGGUGUUUGGGAUGCUGUAUCCUGCAUAUUACUCAUACAAAGCUGUGAAGACAAAAAAUGUGAAGGAAUAUGUCCGCUGGAUGAUGUAUUGGAUUGUGUUUGCUCUUUAUACAGUUACUGAAACAAUAACUGACCUAACAGUCUCUUGGUUUCCACUGUACUAUGAACUGAAGAUAGCUUUUGUUAUCUGGCUUCUUUCACCAUAUACUAGAGGGGCAAGUUUAAUCUACAGAAAAUUUCUUCACCCACUUCUUUCUUCUAAAGAAAGGGAGAUUGACGAGUACAUCGUACAAGCCAAAGAAAGAGGCUAUGAGACCAUGGUGAAUUUUGGAAGGCAAGGGUUGAAUUUGGCAGCAACUGCUGCAGUGACAGCAGCUGUAAAGAGUCAAGGUGCCAUAACUGAGAAACUGAGAAGUUUCAGUAUGCAUGAUUUGACUACUAUACAAGGAGAUGAGCCAGUGGGACAGAGACCGUAUCAGACAUUAUCAGAAUCAAAAAGGAAAACCAGAGCCUCUGCAAGUGAAUCUUCAGGUUACAAAUCUCCGCUGGAAAAAAGUCCUGGAGAAGAUAAAACAGAUGAAGAGAUGGAGGGAACACAUUCAGAGGAUGAAAUGUUUGCUCAGAGAGGCCUUCGAAGAACUCAGAGCAUGAAAUCUGUGAAAAGUAUUAAAGGCCGUAAAGAGAUACGGUAUGGAUCACUGAAAUACAGAGUAAAGAAGAGACCCGCUGUAUACUUCUAAGUGUAUUGCACAGUGCCUGCAAGACAAACUGCUGUAUUAUAAUAACUUGAAUUCAGUGUGUCAAGUGAUAAAGAUCUGUGUAUGAUUCAUAUGAUGACUAUAUGAAUAGAUAUGGUAGGACUUGGUUUUAUGAACCUAAAGGGUCAGAUGAAGUGUUACUCUGCUUUUGUGUAACUGCUUGUUGCUUAGACUUAAAUCUGGACAAGUUGUAAUAUGGAUUUCAGCACUUCUUAAAUGCAGGUUAAAUGAGUAACAGGAAACAGUCUUUUUCCAGAGAUACUGAACACAGAAAAAUAAUUACAACUCCAAAUGAAUUAGCAGAAGUUGUAAAUAUUUGGAACUUGUAAAAAUUGAACCCAAAGUGUCCCAAAGUUUACAUAGAAAGAUAGGCAUACUUGAAAUAUUUUUCUGAACUACAGUUCCUGAAAAGGCUUUUGUGUAAUUUAAAUAUGUUCAGUUUAAAGGAUGGUCAAUGAUGGUAGGGAAGGGAGAGGAAAGACAAGGUAGAUAUGGUACAUCUUUAAGAUUGUCAUAUUUUUGCAUUGUAUUGCCAUGCUUAACAAACUUACAUAACACUAAUAGGUGCAAACUGAGGGUACAUUUAGCACUUUAUGCAGAACUGUAUAGUUUUGCACACUUACUGAUUUACAGCUGCACAUGUCAUUUUAAUGACUUCUUAGGUAGGUCAGACUUAUCUUUUGAAUGCCAGCAAAUCUUGUAUUUCAUGAUCUUAUUUUAAUUUAUCCUGAUUGCUUACGUACACUUAGGAUGCUGUAGAUAAUUGCUACUAACAAUAUUAUCAGGUGCCUUUCUGUAUAUUACAAGGCUGUCUGGUUUUUUGUCUGUGUGGGUGGGUUUUGUUUUGUUUUGUUUGUGUCUUUCCUUCUCCUUUACCUAGAGAUACGUUACAUGAUUUAGGUCAGUUUUUGGUUAAAACUGUGGUAAGUAAAACUAGCAGCAGUUCCAAUGAUAGACCUCAGGGAUCUGAUCAGCCCAUCAGUUGUGUAUUAGAAGUCAUGCUGACAUGAAGUCAUAUAUGAUAGAUAUUCAGGCCCUGGUUUGGUUUUACUUAGCAUUGCUUUAAGAAUGAAUAUAUGUAUAUAUUAGAACAUGUAUGUGUGUAUAUUUCAUAUAUAUGUGGAGUCUAAUAUUGGCUGUGUAGUACUUUUAUUACUAAAGUUAUUACUAAAAUAUUUACAUACAAAUAGCCCUUUCUAAAAGACUAGCUAAUUUAGACAGCCAUUCUAUAACCUAGAGUCCCACAGCAUAACUGUUCGCACAGAGAUUAAUUUUGGAAUGUCACUCAAGGCAGACACUUGUCAAAAUGACUUUUUGAGGUCCCCUUUGGUUCUACUUUCUGCAGUUCUGAAAAUUAGGCUGACAUAGUUUUCUGUUUGACUACAUUUCUACUGUGGAUUCAGGAGAAAACACUCACUUUUCAUAGAUAGCAUUUUAUUACUUGGCAUGGGGAGAGAUGGUGUUAGCUGUUCUUGAAGAGAAAAUGAUGUGUGACUCUUCUUAUCCUUGGAUCUUGGACUACAGCGCUUAAGCCUUUCCCCAGGUAUGACAGUCAUAUGCAAGUCUACUGCAGUGUUUUUAAGCAUAUGCCUACGGCUUGGGUCUGCCACUGUUCUUGUUUAUAUUACAGCUAUAGCAGGUUCACUGUUGGUACACAAUGGUGUGUUAAUAUAUACUGGCUUUUGAAGUAGUCUUCUGAGAACUUUGGGCCAGGGUUGGAGUUAACAUGGCUAAAAAUGCAGCUGCUCUGUAUUGGCAUUGUGUAACUUGCUGUUGUAGGCAUCUGUAAGCCUAGUGCAAAGCCUUGGUCGAAUAUAACAGUAAUGAUGGUGCAGUGCUUUUAGCAUCUACAAAGAAGCUAAAUGCUUUAUCAAGAAGUUGUAAUGGUCCGUGUCUGAUUAAAGGCCAAAGCCUGUAUUACUUGAGUCGAAGACGCAGUUUCAUACCAGAAGACAGGAAGGCUGCUCUCUGCAAAAUGAAUAUAGUGCAAAAAUCCUAUCCUCUAGCCAAAACUGCAAUUUGUGCAAAACUGCAAGCUUUUAUAAAGAGCUGUUGUCUGUGGGGAAGGCAGUGAUGAGAUGAAGUGGUUUAUCACUGGUGUCCCAGGAAUGUUUGUGCUUCUCAUCUGUUUCCCUGAAUGUAGGGAACGGCUGUCUGUGUGUUAAGGGACCUUAGAGGAAAUGGAGGCUUUUGUAUUGCAUCUCACCCCACUCUGAAAAUUAGACUGACCUGGGCCUUGUGUGGUAUCCCUUAACCCUUACUAUCCAGUUGAGUGUCCUCCUUGGGCACGUGUUGCCACGUUUUGCUUUAACUCAUCUUGUUUGUGUUAUUGGCAAGCAUGGCAGUGAAACUGUCAUCUUUCUACAAAUCAGACUCCUGCAUGAAUGACCAGGGUAAGCCCUUCUUUCAGGAUUACAGUUCCUGUUACAGGUUUGUGUCAGUCCUGUUUCGGGGCUCAUGUUCUUCUCACAUUUCCAGGACUAGAGAUCAUUUGAGUAUUUUAGGCUCUACCACACUCACGGUCAGAACAUUGCUCUGUGUGUCGUUAUGUACUUGAGGCUAUAACUUCUGGCAAACUUAACUUGCUAAUUAAAUAGUGACAAAGGUUAAAUAAACUCUUUUUUUUUCUGAACUAUGCAUGGAACUAGGAAAGCUGGCAGUAUUACUCAUAUCAUUGCUGUUUGCAUAUAAAUGUACAUGUGUUCUCUCAGAUACUGUCUUAAGUGAUAAAACGUCCGGUGUUUUCCUGGUGGGUUUUUUUUGGUCUAAUACCCUACUGUAAAAUUCUCUUGAUGGCUUGAUUUUGUUCUCUGAAUUCAUCCUGAAACUGGUUCACUAUAUUAUCUUAAGGUUUGGCUUUGUUUAUGUUUUCCCUUGUUGUUCGUUUUCAGCUGAUGCUUGGCAGGGCGCAAUGGCAUGAUUAACUUUCAUCCUAAUGAUCCUGUAUUUCUCUCUGCUUGUUGAAUUUAGUUUAGUUUGGUUUUUAAGUAUUACACGAUCUUUUAAACUUUGUGUAUAAGGAAUUUUCAGACUUUUUUGCCUUAGCUGCUAAAGUCUAGCUCUUGCCAGUAAACUUCUUGGAAAAAUGUUAAACAAAAAAUCAAAAUUUAACUUAACAUUCCUUUUGGUUUUCAAGUGUAAAAUGUAGUUCAUAUCAAAUUAUGUGAUCUUAUGAACAGAGCGUUUCCUGAGAAGUAACUGAUUGCCACUAACAGGACUGUUAAUAUAGUGAAAGAAGAACUUAGAGGGCAAAGGUGCUUUAAAAGAGAAUGUGUGUGCUUGUUAAAACAUAUGAAGGUUUUGAGCCUUUCCAAAACACAUCUGAACUAGCUCAGAUUUCUUAGCAAGAGCCUACUGCACAUGGUAAAAUACAGAUCUUGUGAUGAUGAUUAUAUCAAUGGCCUCAGUUGCAAGUAAGCUUUGGUCAGACUCUGAUUACAAGGUAAUUGCCAAUAUUAGCUAUGUGAUGUUAAUUGCUUUGUUACCUGAAAAUAACUGAAUAUUAUCCAAGAUACUUUUUUGCAAACUAAUUAUAAAAUGGACAGAAUAUAAUUUGGUUAAACAGACUGGUGGAGUAAAUGCUAGAUGCAUUUAGCAUGCUGUUCAUGACAAAAGAUGUGCUUUAUUUUUGGUGUGGCUUUUAUUAAUGGGAAGUUGGUCUUUUAAGUAUUUUUCUACAAAAAUGUGUAUGUGCAAAGGCGAUACUUUAACAUUUUUCAAGAACUCAUAUUUUUAAAUGCUACAGACCAGAGACUGUCUACAUUAAAGUUAGUAGCUUUACAAAAAUGCAAUGUAAGCUUUAAUUUUUAUAUUGUAAUAAUAACUUGCUGUCAACUUGUUUACAUAUUUGUAGGAGGGAAAGCUUCAUUAUGCAUUGACUUAUCUUGAUACUAUCUUUAAUAAAUGCUGUUUUGAGCAGGA